CCAAAACAAACCCUUCCGCAAGCCGCACGCAGAAAUAAGAAAAGUGUCGCGUAUUCCGAGGAUUUCUCUAGAUUCUUCGGUGUGCACGCGGUGAAUUAGUGCUGUUCUUUGACUAUCCGUGAAACCACGCAGUGCGGAACGAUGAGCGGCAAAAAGGGACUGGAUUUUCUGCGAACCGUCGCUACUUACAUGACGAAAACAAACGGCUACGAUCGCUGCCUGCAGCAGCUGGAAAUGGUGAGCGGUGGCGAUGGACGUUGUGUAGCCGAGUUCAAAGUCGGUGAAGAACAUCUGAACCGUGCCGGUGGACUGCAUGGUGGUUACACGGCAACCAUCGUGGACGUAGUCACCACGUACGCGCUGAUGACGAAGGAAAAUGCAGUCCCAGGAGUGUCGGUCGAUAUUCACGUCAGCUACCUAAAGGGCGCCCGGCAAGGAGACGAAGUCAUCAUCGACGCCAACACGGUUCGGGCUGGUCGCAAUCUGGCCUUUCUAGAGUGUGAGCUGCGCCACAAGAAGGACAAUUCAAUCAUCGCCAAAGCAUCGCAUACCAAAUACAUCGGUAGCAGUUAAAUCAGACCCGCCGGACAUAGUCAAUUGUAAAGAUGAUGGAUGGGGUUGCGUUGUUUUACCGUUCUUUCAGUUUUGUUUAGUUGAACAUGUAAUGUAGAAUAUAAAUGCCUCAAUGAAGUGAGAACCCA
Anopheles aquasalis is the source of this 701-nucleotide messenger RNA. Its product is annotated as acyl-coenzyme A thioesterase 13. Gene Ontology annotation, molecular function: fatty acyl-CoA hydrolase activity. Lineage: Eukaryota; Metazoa; Arthropoda; Insecta; Diptera; Culicidae. The record is from RefSeq and is a predicted model, not a curated record.